Molecule: messenger RNA, 1444 nt
Organism: Hibiscus syriacus
Lineage: Eukaryota; Viridiplantae; Streptophyta; Magnoliopsida; Malvales; Malvaceae
Product: bZIP transcription factor 23-like
Exons: 5
Coding region: 113-1366 (417 amino acids)
Biological process (GO): positive regulation of DNA-templated transcription
Cellular component (GO): nucleus
Molecular function (GO): DNA-binding transcription factor activity
Source: RefSeq, a predicted model, not a curated record
AAAAAGAACAAAGGGACACUUGGCGCUUCCGCAAAAGCAAUAUCUCGCGAAACAGAAGAAGGAACCAAUCGCUGUCCGACGAAGCAACCAGAAUCACAAAAAAUUUAUUUUAAUGGGGACUAACAUGAACUUCAAGAACUUUGAAAGCAACCUUUACGGCGGCGAAAAUAAACCGCCGGGGAUUAACCCGUUAACUAGACAGUCAUCAAUUUAUUCUCUAACCUUUGAUGAGUUUCAAAGCACCAUGGGUGGAAUAGGAAAAGAUUUCGGUUCCAUGAACAUGGAUGAGCUGUUGAAGAACAUUUGGAGUGCUGAAGAAACUCAAACAAUGUCUUCUUCCGGUGGCGCUGUAGAAGGAAAUGGAGGGUUACAUAGGCAAGGGUCUUUGACUCUGCCAAGAACACUUAGCCAGAAAACUGUUGAUGAAGUUUGGAAUGAUAUUUCAAGGGAGAAUUCGUUAAGGAAAGACGGUAUUGGAACUGGAGGCACUAAUAAUAUGCCACAAAGGCAGCAGACUUUAGGAGAGAUGACUUUGGAGGAGUUUUUGGUGAGGGCUGGUGUGGUAAGAGAAGAUGCUCAAUUGGCUGGGAAGUUUAACAAUGGGGGAUUCUUUGGUGGGAAUAAUACUGGUUUUGAAAUUGGGUUUCAACAAGGUGGUAAAGGUCCAAAUUUGAUGGGGAAUAGGAUUCCUGAAGGUGGUAAUAAUAUUGGUAUCCAGGCUUCCAAUUUGCCUUCCAAUGUUUCUGGAGUUAGAUCAAACCAACACCAGUUGGCUCAGCAGCAACAACAACUAAUUUUUCCUAAGCAAACUGGUGUAGUAGGGUAUGGAGCUCAGAUGCCUUUACAAAGUGGUGGUCAGUUGGAGAGUCCUGGAAUUCGGGGUGGCAAUCAUGGGAUUGGGGAUCAGGGAAUAAGUAAUGGUCUGAUUCAGGCUGGUGGAGGGGUGGGGAUGGUUGGUUUAGGAGGGCCACUCAGUGUUGUGACCAGAUCGCCUGGGAACCAGCUUUCAUUUGAUGGUAUUGGGAAGAGCAGUGGAGAUACUUCCUCAGUUUCCCCAGUUCCUUGUGUGUUUAAUGGAAGCUUCAGGGGUAGGAAAUACAGUGCGGUGGAAAAGGUUGUUGAGAGGAGGCAAAGGAGAAUGAUAAAGAACAGAGAAUCAGCGGCAAGAUCACGUGCUCGCAAGCAGGCUUAUACAAUGGAACUGGAAGCAGAGGUUGCGAAGCUAAAAGAGGUGAACCAAGUAUUGCGGAAGAAACAUGCAGAACUCCUGGAAAUGCAGAAAAAUCAGCAGGUCAUGGAGAGGAUGAACACGCAAGAAGCAGCUAAGAAGAGAUGUUUACGUAGAACUCAGACUGGUCCAUGGUGAACGUGGAAGGGCUUCAACUUCUGUUUCUUAGUUAAAAUUAUGCUCGGCAGGCGGUUGCACAAUGCACAUAGUUAGAUA